UCAAAUCAAGUUUAGUCAGUCAAAAACUGUAGGUAUAGAAUCGGCAUAUGUAGAUUUAUUUGGAUUUUAAUAAAUAGAAAUCUGAUAAAAUAAAUUAAUCUGCAAAUAAUUAAAGCUUCAAAAUUCGUUUUCAGUUAUUUUCAUAAUUUCACAAUGUUUUAUUAAAUUUUUGUUUAUUGCGUCGCUUAUUUUUUGUUUUUGGAAAAAUGGAGCCGACAAUUUCGAAGCCGCGGCACUACCGCACCGCCAUCUACGUGUUGGUGCUCGCCAACAUGUUGUCGCUCUUCGCCGCCGCCAACACAGUGCUCGUGCUCAACCCUGAAGACAGAAUAUCCGUGACCCGCGGCGCGUCGCUCACAGCGCUCGGCUUCGUCUACUUCAUGACUAUGUUCGAGUUGCUUAACGUGUGCGCGCUGUACACCGGCGUCGGCGGCCGGCUGCGGCAGCGGCACCGGCUCGGCGCCGGCGACGUGCUGGACAUCACCAACAAGCUAGUGUCGGCAGUGCAAGCGGCGCUGUCGUGCGUGACCGGGGUCGUGGUGUGUCUCUGGUCGUGCACCAGAGACUUCAUGAGGUCCUCCCACUACAUGUCUGAAGCGUACGCGUGGUUCGGAGCGGCCUACUUCUUCUAUGACAUCUGGUCUAUGUACAUGGUACACGUCCAAAUGAACACGGGCGUGGACUACCUAAAGGGUAAACUGCAGCGCAAGCUGUCAAAGAACGGCGACGCAAGGUUGUCGUCGGGCGACGGCGCGCCGCUGUCCGCCGGCAAGAAGCCCGCGCCCACAUUCUUCGAAUACUGCAGAUAUGAACCUGUUAUAUUGCUGCACCAUUUGUUUAUCGGCGGAUUUGGAUUCCUCGUCAUUGUUUACCUCCGCGGCGACCUCGGCGAUUGUACAUUCGGGUUUGUGUACCUCAUGGAACUGUCCACUCCCUUCGUCUCUAUUCGUGGGAUCCUCUCCAGGCUCAAGCUGAAGUCGUCGAAGGCGUACCUGGUGAACGGCAUCCUGAUGCUGCUGAGCUUCCUGUUCUGCCGCGUGCUCAGUCUGCCCUACGUCUGUCUGCUCUACAGCCGCGUGCUGGGCGUCUCCUAUCUCGAGGCUAUAAAGAGUCUUCCGACGGGCUGCAAGAUCUCCAUCUGCAUCCUGCUGCUUCCUCAGCUGUACUGGUUCUACCUUAUGUCCGCCGGCGCCAUUAAGAUGCUGGCGACGCCGGCCGGCGCCGCGCUGUCGGCGGGCGACGCGCGCAAGCGCAGCUGACGCCGCGCGCACUGAUCUGUGCCGAUACUGAUAAAGUGAUAGUGAAGUGAAUUUCAUUCAGUGGUUUUGAAUCGCGGAGUGUUGUAGUGAAGUCCCGAAUAGUGAUUUUGAUAUUGGCGAUCUGUUAAAGGGCCGCCUGUGAAUUACGUGCCCUACAAAGGUAAAAAAAUUCUUAACCUAUAACAACACCAUUGUCCCAUACAGUGAAUUCGCUCGCGUUAGCCCCCGUUACUGAAUGACCCGCGACAAACACGUAAGAGGGGUCAAAAUCAUAAAACUCAUGUAGCGUAAUUCAUGUAUCCCUUAAUUUGAAUUAAUAAGUGGGUGUUUUCUAUUUAUUUUAUUGUUAAAAACAAAAUAGACCUGCUACUAUUUAAAUUUUAUCAAAUAACCAGUCAAUAAUGGGAGCUAACGUUUCUUACUCACUAGUUGGCGCCACUGGUCGAAUGAGGUUCACAAUCACGUAGAAAUUGUAUAACAUUUCGACGUACAUAAUUUGAGACAAUAUUAUGUCACAUUUACAGUCAAAAUUUUACUUAAACAUUUUUUUUAAAUUAAUUAAUUUUUUUUGUCAAAAUUUUACGACUAGAUCACUCUGAUCACUUUUAACUUUUCAGUAUGAAGCUGAAUUUGAUAAAUACACUUACGGUAUUACCAAAAUCGUAGUUUGAUUAAAACUAAAGUGAAAUGAAUGAAAAUAUAGGUCAUUCGCGUGUUGUUUACAACGGAAAUAUCGACUAUAGAAAAAGUCUGCUUAUAAAUCUGAAACUAUAGUUGAUUUUUCCGUCAAUAAUCACAAAUGAGUGACCCGUAUUUACGUUAAUAAAAUCAUGGUUAAGUGUUGUGUAAAUGUGUUAAUUUAAUGUUAGACAUAUUAGUGAAUUAUGAUUCAGUCUACCAAACAUCUGCUUCUCAAAUUAGACUAUUUUAUUCCUACCAUAAAUAUAUAAGGCCCGAUACAUACUCCGGUAUCUCAUUGUGCAGAAUUUGUCCAAAACACUGGAAAGCUAAACAUUCGCAAGAUAAAUGCUGUCAAUAUGAAAAUUUGACUUAUAUUGAACGAUAUGAUCGAUGUAUGUCAGAAGCGCAUAAUGACAGAUUCGCAUAUGGUCAAAAUAAUGAAAAUGAAAAAAUCCACUCAUCAUAAUACUGCAAGAUACCGUCUUCCCCUUUUUAACUUUAUAUUCCCUUUUGUCAGUCAUACUUACAUAGAUUUAAAUAUGAAGUCUGGCUAUACUGCUCUCUCUUUCUCUCUCAUCUCCGCAUGUUCUCUGUUGCGUUCGGGACUUUGAAGCCGAAGUCUGUACUGCAUUCAUGACCGCGGGAUCGAGUUUGAUAAAAUUUUGUUUAGAUAUGGCUAAUGGAAUGAGUUUGGAUUCUAUGUACCAAUGAUCAAAAUUAUUUUUAUCUUAUAAACAAAUAGUUCUUCAACUAGCACUCUUUUUUGUUUCAAUUUAAUUUCUUUGUCAUUACGCGAACCUGUCGUUAUGCGCAUCUGUCAUUCAUCAUCGCCUGACAUUAUCAGUUUCUGACUUACGUGUAGUUUUCUGCUCGGUGAUAUAUCGCAUUACGAACGGAGCCCAAGGAGUAACAUUUCAUUGAUACAUUUUGUACAAAAAGUGCCUUUGAAGGUCUAGUCUCAGAAUUAUUAUUUGAAACUAGUCAACCUCCAGCCCAAUGGAAAAAUAUUACCAUUAUUGUGAUAGAUGUCGAUGGAUGUUUGAUGUAGAAUAAUAGCACAAUGUAACCGUAUGUUAAAGGAUUAUUAACGCCUAGUAUACAGGCCAGCCGAAAGAAACAAUAUUUUAAAUGCCAGUGCAAACAUAAUGGUUUAUUUUUUAAAAUGCAGAUUUCCUGAUCGUAAAACCGCUAUCCAUGGACACCAGCAACCUGAAACUGGUCAUCGAAUAGUUAUAACACAUACACUACAAGUUCAGCCAAAAUUUCACACAACAAUUCAAUUUAUUAAUACCCAUUUUGUCUGCACUGACCUUAACGCAUAUAGUUAACUAACCAACAGUAGUUUUUAAAUUAGAUGGUGCUUUUGUCUACUAUAUUAGACAUAAGUGUAUCGUUUCUAUGCUUUUUAGGACAAUAGAACAAAUAUUCAUUAUCAUAGACAAAUUCUUCCAGCACUUUUAUUCUUAUUAUUUAACUAUAAAAAGUUACAACCAAUUAUGUUUAAUUAAAUACUUUAUACUUUGUGACACUCUUGAAAUUUUGUAUUGCUAACACUAUGUCAUAUUUCAUACAAGUGGCCUAAAGGCGUUUGACAUGACUUACGAUACGGCUACCGCCACCUAGUGGCGAUUACAUUGAUAUGGCGAGACAAAAGUGAUUUAAUUAAAUUUGGUUGCAACUUUUUAUAGUGCUAUAGAUAUAUUAGACCUAUAGUAAUAUUUCAUUCUAUAUCUUCCCUAUUUUUAGCUUCCAUAAUGUCUUCUUUUUCUAAUAUUUUCCAGUUAAUAUUGCAUUUUGUCAUUGCAUUUUAAUGAUCAUUUAUUAUGCAUAGAAUAUUUAAAAAAAUAUUGAUUUUUAUACACUGAAGUUUAUAAAAAGUUCACAGUUUAUAUAUUUUUAAGGCAUAUAGAUAUUAGGACAAAACUGCACUCAUUGCAGAAAUGUAUUCGAAGCAUUUAUUGAUUUUUAGUACAUUAAAAAUUGUACUUCUUAUUUUUCCACACUUCAAAUAUAUAAUUGAAUUAAUAACUAGACUUAGCAGGAAUCUGUAACUAAAUGCGUAAAUACACAUGCCAGGCAUACUAUACAUUUUUUUAUCUCAUAUUAGGAUCAUGUAUAGUUUUGUCAUUUCUUAAAAAAAAUUGUCAGUCUGUCAAGAAAGUGAAGAAAACAAUUUUUUUUUGUUUCGUCUUGACACUCCGGUGACACUAGGUAUUUAUCAAUCAACCUUGACCAAUCCGUUUGGUAUUGCAAUGUCAAAAUAAUUUAAUUUGUAAAAAAAUUUUUUCUUCACUUUCGUGAGAGACUGUACAGUCUGCCACAAAGAAAUCUGACCCCCUAAGAGAUGGUGUUCAAAUCGCGGGGGGGUCAGAUUUCUCUGUGGCAGACUGUACAAUGUUGCACUAAAAGAUGUAUACAUUUAAAUUUAGAAUCUCACGAAUAGGGAUCUCCCGAAUCAUAUCAUAUAUCUAAUAAAUAUACUGCAGUCUGUCUAUAAAGGGUAGAAAAUAUAUGAGUGUCGAUCUUAACUUUAUACUUAUUCUAUUUGGAAUUUCAGUAUCACCUUACUUUAUUUGUAAAAAGUUAUUUAAACUAAUUUUAGGGUGACGUUACUCACUUGGUCUAAUAUUGUUUCAUCUCAGGUAACAUUACGAAAGAUAGCAAUAAUAUUUAAUACAAAGAAUUUGAUAAGUGUAAUACCGCCCUACUAUACUAUGGCGUUGCCAAUCGAUAGUGUAUCGAUAUGUGGCGGUAUCGAUACUUUAGAUAAUUUCCAACCUAAGCAAUUAAUUUAAGAUAAUUAGCAAUUAAUGGCAAUAGCCAUUAAAUUAAUAAUGAAAUUAUGAAUUUAAUGGCUAUUGCCAUUAAUUGCUAACUAAUUUUCAUGUUUUAAUGAGUAUUUUACUUAGGGCGGAAUAUCAAAUUGUUUAUCCAUUAGUAUUGCUAUCUCUUUCGUAAUUUUACGUGAGAUGAACGACUUAGCAAUAUUGGUCAAAGAAUUUGAUAAUUAUCAACUAUUUUGUUAACAUAUAAUUAUUUUAAUAAUGUAACUUUUUUAAUGUGUAGAAUUAUUAGUCAUGCACAUACAUACCAUAAAUAUUAAGAUUUGUAUUAUGCUGUGGCCUCACCUGCGUGUUGUCGAAGUACUUCGUCUUACGACUAAUUCGUUCCAUAUCAGGACAAAAUGAUUGCUGUUUUUCACUUACUAUGAACACAAAAGAGUACGCGACAGUUCGGAGUAAGGCAUAUGCAGUCUAUCGCGAUAAGCUUCGUAUCAAGUGCGGCAGCAGCAUUAGCAUUAAAACUGAAUUUAGUGAGCUAACGUAAUCGUUUCUUGUGAAGCGUGUUUCCGUUUUAAAUGUUUAAUUAUUUAUUACACGCGCACAUAGUAAUUCGUGUGUACAUAUAUGCAUAUUUUGUACUCUUACAUUUUAUCCGUUUGUUAUGUAUAGAUUGAGGGUAAUUCGAUAUGAGACCACGCGCACGGUCAAAUGAUUGAACUUUGAAAUAUUUCACGCGUUCACCGUUUGAUCACACCAUUGUAAUACUAUCCUACUCCUUACUAAUAUUAUAAAUGCGAAAGUGUUGUUUGUUACUCUUUCACGCAAAAUCUAGUGGACCGAUUGUUACGAAAUUUGGUACACAGCUGGAAUAUAACUUAGAAAAACACAUAGGGUAAUUUUUUUCCCGAAAUUCCCACGAGAGCGAAGCCCCGCAGCUAGUAAGUUAUAUGUUUGUCACCUUUUCAGACUAUCCACUCAAACAAUCUUUUAUCCCGAAAUUCCUACGGGAGCGAAGUCCUGGGACGCAGCUAGUAAGUUAUAUGUUUGUUACCUCUUCAUCCACUCAAACAAUCUUGUGGUAUAAGUAGUUAGAAGGAUAUGUCCUUCUCCACUACACUUUCCGCUUCUCUUACUGCUUCUACUCUUAGCCUAUAGGCUACCUUUAAUCCCGGAAAUUGUUGAUCCCGGUUCAAAAUCAAGCUGGCAAAUAAAACAAUUAAUAUUUAAAAAAAAAUACCUUUUUGUGUUUAACCAUUUGACCAUGUGCGUGGGCAGCUCUCUGUGGUCACAUAGUGAAUAACCACAGAUUGACAUACCUUAUGUCGUAGGGCUAAGGUUGAAUGUUGUUUGUGUAUAGCGCGCCAACCGUUUCCCUUUUUUCCACCACAGAUAACUGGUUAAUAGAUCCAAUAAAUAUGUGUUAAAAUCCCUACGGGGUAGACAGAGCCAAGAGUCGCGAAGCUGAUUAGCUAAUGUCGCUUUUGGCUGUACCGUAAAAUGUUCCCUUUCACAAAUAGUAAAUCAAUUUGACACAUGAUAUAUAUAUAUAGCAUAAAUUACAUUUUUAGAGCAAAAACUGGCCAAGUUUUUGCCCAGCGGACAUUUUGCGAAAAGGACGUUUUGCGACGUAGUCUCCAGUUCACUUUAAUUUUACAAUUCUCAUUGGGAUAUUGCUCUAGACCUCUCACAAUCGAAUCUAUUCCCAUUGAGACGCAUAUAACCAAUCGCAGAGCGCCAUUGUGAAGCAACGACGACCACACCGCAAUGUGAUUGGUUCGCUUCGAACUUGGAAUCGAUAAUGUUCCCUCUGGUGUUGAAAAGGGUAAACCAGUGGUGUUAAGUUGGCACGAGUUUUUUGUAAACAAAUUAUUAUAAGGCACCAAAUAUUGACUUGCUUAGCAAAGGUUUGAACUAGAUAUUUCGGGGCCUAGACUGGCCUAGCCAAGGAUUAGACUUGUAAUCGUGAUUGUAGAGUAAAAUUAUUUUUGUUUGUUAAAUUGUAUAAUUUUUUUAAAACAAGUCUAGUUCUAGCUUGAAAUUUAGCGCUUUUUUGUUAUUGUUGUUUAUUUGUUAUUAUGUAAAAUAUAACGCAAUUUUUCAUGUGAAAA
Plodia interpunctella (Indianmeal moth) is the source of this 6831-nucleotide messenger RNA. RefSeq lists its product as uncharacterized. Gene Ontology annotation, cellular component: membrane; endoplasmic reticulum. Bases 207 to 1259 code for a protein of 350 amino acids. Gene Ontology annotation, biological process: lipid homeostasis. The record is from RefSeq and is a predicted model, not a curated record. The transcript is spliced from 9 exons. Lineage: Eukaryota; Metazoa; Arthropoda; Insecta; Lepidoptera; Pyralidae.